GUUUCAUCCCUCACAAAAGGUAACAGGUUGUCGACGCCGCUCAAUGAACUUGUUGCCGCUGAAGUUUGCGUCGCACUUGUUUUCACGGUCGGUUUUUCGCUUUGAACUUGGAUGGACACGAGUAAAAAUAUCUAAAUCCACGUCACGGAGCCGCGGAGACUUGUCAGACAGGCGCAGAAGAGCAUUUCCAGAGAAAGAGAGGGACCUCUGGAGAAAGGCUGCGUCUCGUGAGAACAGGUGUGAUGUCCGUACACAAGCUGCGUCUCUGUCCUGAGCUACCGGAGGGGAAAACUGUGACCUGUCAACAGCCCAGACAUUAUUAGAUCCCUGCAUCACGUCGUUGCGUCCAUUCCCAUUAGCUCUGCAGCAUGAGCACAUCGGCCUCCGGUCGGAAGACACCAGUGGACUACGGCGUCCAGAUCCGCUUCAUCAAUGACCUCUGUGACACCGGUGGAGUCCAGCCCGGGUCCCAGCCCAAGACCAAGGCUCAGACUGCCUCCAAAUACGGUGUGGCUGUCAGGGUGCAGGGCAUUGCUGGCCAGCCAUAUGUGGUCCUAAAGGAUGGCCAGAAAGGAGACUCGUAUGGAGUCCAGCUCAACACGGAGUACCCGUCUGGUUAUAGUAGCCUCCCCCGUAGGAGAGAGAACGAAGACCCUAGAACACAGGGGGUAGAUGUAAGGGGAGGAGGGCAGGGAGGAGCACUACGGCGGGCCCAAUCCCAUGGAUCACUACUGGAAAGAGACGGAGAAGGAGGGGUCCAUGGUGAGGAUUUCCAGCUGUCUAGGCCCCCAGGAGAUGGCAAGUCUGGUAGUUAUGGGAACCUGGAUGGGGGAUUAGGGGGGAGAGGGGAGAGGGGGGACAUGGGAAGGAAUAUGUGGGAUGGUGCGUAUAAGACAGGGCUCAACGGGUCACAGGGGUCAGUGAGAGGCAGGCCGCCCUAUGCUGAUCCCCCUCCACAAGCAAAUGAGCUCCCCAACCGGAGACAAGCUGCGUUCAGCGGACUAGUAAACAGGUUUGACGGAGGAAACGCUGGCCAGCAAAGGGGACACCCUCCGGCUCAACAAGAUCCGAGAAAUACGUCCCCUCUUCUCACCCCCAACCCCUACAUCUCACCUUCGUCUUCCACUCAUAGCAGCUUGGGACGCAACAAGGAUGCGGCUGCCACAUUUCCUGUGCAGGCUUCGAAUCAGUGGACUCCACCAGGGAGACACACUGCGGUGGAGAGGGCACAGGCCAGUCUGGCUGAAACACAAGUGACCCCUGACCUUUUGCUGGACCAGGGUCAGAGCACAGAGGUGAGCAGUGAGGAGGAACAGAUCAUGCAGUCUCUAUUCAACAUCCUGAGACAGGGAAGUACGGAGAGUGAUGUUUUCAUCAAGCACAAAGCCAAGCUCAUCCUUCAGAAGAUGCAGAAUAUGAAGCCCAAAGAAAGCGCUAGAGAUGAGUGGACAAGAGAAAAGAGAGAGCUGGAGAGAAAGGUGGCUGACCUCCAAACUGCUCUGCUGGAGGAAAGGCGGGACUCUGUUAGCAAUUCUGAUCCCACUCUGAAAGCUGAGCUGGAGUCUUGUCUGGAUGAAAAUCUGCAGCUCCGGGAGAUGCUGGACCGGAAGAAGACAGAGUUUAACGAAACACAAUCAGAGCUGACUCAGCUGCGUAUGGAUAGAGAGAAUGCAGAGGUGCGGGUAAGAGGAAUGGAGGAUCAGCUGGCUGAGCUUCAGGAUGAACUGCGUAGAGAAAAUGGCAACAAGACGGAAAUAGCGUCUUGUCAGGCACAGCUGGUGGAGGUCUGCCAGCUGAAACAGAAGCUGGAGGAGGCGCUGAGACAGAGAGAGAGGGAGCUAACGGCCCUGAAAGGAGCUCUGAAGGAAGAGGUGGCCACGCAUGACAAAGAGAUCGAGGCGCUGCGAGUGCAGUACAGUGCAGACAUGGAGAAGCUCCGUAGCAGCAUGGAGCAAGUGUCUGAGUCUCAUGCAGGGAUUGAGGCGGAGCGGCUGCGUGUCAACGCAUCCGUUCGCUCCCUACAGCAGCAGUUGGAGGACUGUAGAGAUGAGAGCAGCCACUGGAUGGAGCAGUUUCAUACCACCAGAGAUGAACUCCGUACGACUAAACAAGAACUCCUCCAAGCCCGUCUGGAAAAAGAGGAGUUCGAGGAGGAACUAAAGGAGUUCCAGGACAAAAUGAACAGUGUGAAACGGCAGAUACCGGACCCCAACCACACACAGGGCCUCACACAGGAGCUUGAGCGAUGCAAGGCUGACCUGCAGAAGUCCAAGUCUCAGCUGGAGAAACUCAGGACAGAGUCUGACAGGAAGAUCAUGGAGGUCAUCUCCAUAAAAAAGACUCAUCAGGACCAAGAAGCGGAACUGAAGUAUGAGAUUGGCCGGCUGAAGGACCAGUUACAGAGGGCUAAGGAGGACUUCAACAAGGCGCAGGAGAAAAACAAACGACUCCCAGAUCCUGCCGUCAUUUCAGAGCUGGAGCAGAAACUUGGUGAGGCAACGGCUGAAGCAAUCAAGCUCAAAGAGAAACUCUCACUGGCUGAAGAAGAGCUGGGGACCAGUAACACCCGUCUCAGUAGAGCCCAGGCAGAUCUAAAGUCACUCCAAGACGCUGAGCAGGAGCAGAAGGAGGUCAACACACGUCUAAGAGAGAAACUCUCACGAUUAGAGAAUCAGCUGCAGACCAGUGCCACAGAGAGCUCAGAGGCCGAGCUUGCGCUCCACACUGAGGUGAGGGGGCUAAGGUCUGAGCUAGACGAGGCCAAAAGAAAAGCCUCCCGCCUGAGCCAGGAGCACCGUGAACUCAGCCUGCGCUUGGAGGAUACGGAAAAAGACAGAGAAACGCUCAGACAGAGUGUCAGCCAGCUGGAGGAGACCAGACGACAGCAGGAGAGAGCUUUGGAGAAACUCAACAAAGAGUAUGAGUCUCUGAACGUUGCCUCAAAAGAGGAGGCGCAAGCUCUGAAGGUUCAGCUGGAGGAGCAGAGAGAGAAAGCACGCAAGGAAAUGCAGGAGGUGCAACGUAAUGGAAACAGCGCGCAGACUGAGCUGGAAAGGAGCCAUAUGAGUCUAAGGAAACAGGAGGAAGAGAUGUCGCGGCAGAAGAAGGAGCUCCUGCUCGCAUGUGAGGAGAGAGACAACCACCAGCUGGAUAAAGAGCUUCUCAGCAACCGACUGCGCCACCUUGAGGGAGAGUUGGAGGCCAGCAAAAACAGCUUCAGUGAGAAAACACGGGAGAUUCGUAUCCUGGAGGAUAAAUUAAAGCGUAUGGAGUUGGAGCUGGAGGAGGAGAGGAGCAGUGUGGAGAUGCUAACGGAGCGUCUGACCAGGAACCGAGACCAGAUCGAUCAGCUUCGCGCGGAGCUCAUGCAGGAGAGGUCUUCCAAACAGGACCUGGAGCUGGACAAAAAUGCCAUGGAGAGACAUCUGAAGGAGCUGAGGAGUCGCGUGGCCGACAUGGAGGGACAGUCUCGCUCCUCGGCCGGAGUCAGCCAGCUGGAGAGCAAGAUCCAUGAGCUGGAGGAACGACUACGUAGUGAGGAGAGGGAGAAGAAUUCUGUGUUGGGGGCUCAGCGACGUUUGGAGAGGAAAGUAAAGGAACUCAACAUCAUGCUGGAUGAAGAAAGACAGACACACACAGACCAGAGAGACCAGCUCACUCUAAGAGUGAAGGCUCUGAAGAGGCAGGUGGAUGAAGGCGAGACUGAGCUGGAGAGGAUGGAUGGACUGAGGAGAAAAUCCCAGAGAGACAUGGAGGAACAGAUGGAGCUUAAAGACGCCUUGCAAGCCAGAGUCACUGCACUGGAAACGGAGCUUAAGAGAAAAACUCAGGCAGCGAUGCGUCCAACGCUGGGCUCGUCAGCGCUCAGCUCCGACGACGAUGACGACAGCCUGUACGACCCGUCCACCAUCACCUCCAUCCUCACCGAGAGCAACCUCCAGACCAGCUCCUGCUGAGGCAGCACUUACUGUGAGGGCCGGGAGAUAAUAGAGGCAUAUUGUAGCUUAUCCUCUUUAAACUGAGGGUGUGGAAGGAGCACUGCAUAAAAUGAGGGAAGGGUAAAAGUCUGUGGGAUGAAUUCUAUUUUAUUAAGGUUAUUGGGAGAGAGGUUUUCCAUCCCACAGUGAAUUGAAGGAAACUAAACACAACAUCCUCUUCAUUUCAGGGAAUUUCCUCCUACAAACGGUACAGGCAGACCCCACAGUGCAGCUGGAACCGCCCUAUUUCAUGCACAUACUGUACUGUAAUACAGCACCAAACAGAAACUAUUUCAGCAUUUCCACAGAAAGACAGUAACUGGAUUCAAGGGAGAGAAUGCUGGACUACAAAAUACCUCUUUUGUGGUAGUAAUGCAGCAUGUCCAGCUAAUUCAGAGGGACAAGUCUGAAGUUAACAGAAUAAUAAAUAAAGUUCCUAGUAAUCAUUUCUUUGUGUAGACAGACUUUAGGUUUUUCUGUAGCACAGCCGUCCACUGAUUGAACUCACACUACAAAUGUUGUAACGUGGGCGACAUUGGAUAGAACUAGUGAAAACUGGCGUCCAAAUACUGAAUUUUUUUGAUUGCAUAAAGAAAAGCCACAAGUUUUUGUUUUUGCCAGCGAUACAAUACAAUAAGCCUGAUAUUUUGAAGGUACAUUUCCUAACCUAAUGUAUUUGUAUUAUUGUGUAUACUGUAGAUAUGUCUAUUCUGUGUCUGAAGAUCGUUUACUUCAUCUUCCAGACGGUCUAUAGUGGUGCAAGAUCUGACACUAAGAGCAUUGUUCCACACAAACACAAGUUAAGCUUCCAAACUAGUAACAAACUGCACAAACAGAUUAGGAUUGGAACUGGUUCUAGAUAAAGGUACAUCUGACUUGUCCUUUGUUGCCUGAUUGUUUCCCUGUGUCAGAAUAAGGUGGAUUUCCACUACUAGACAAAACGUUCAGCAGAGACUGAUGAAUUCUGAAGAUACACACUUUAAGUUCCUUACUGAGUCACAUUUCAAUGCCUUUAAAUUGUUGUAAAGAAUAGUUAUUAUUAUUAUUAUUAUUAUUAUUAUAGAUAUUACAUAAUGAAAUGCUAAACUUGGAAACUGGUGCUUAGUCUGAUUUAUUAGUCAAAUACGUUGUGAUUACUGUAAUUCUUGGCCGGAAAACAUUUUUUUUUAAUUUCUAUAACUAAAUAAAUUUAGAAACAAUAAAGUAAUAUCAUCUG
Betta splendens (Siamese fighting fish) is the source of this 5193-nucleotide messenger RNA. It is a transcript of the gene cgna, whose product is annotated as cingulin. The transcript has 21 exons. Gene Ontology annotation, cellular component: myosin complex. NCBI's taxonomy places the organism in Eukaryota, Metazoa, Chordata, Actinopteri, Anabantiformes, Osphronemidae. The record is from RefSeq and is a predicted model, not a curated record. The coding region runs from base 369 to 3956 and encodes 1195 amino acids.